GUUUAAGGAUUUGAGGGUCAUGUGUAGUACAUGGGGAUACAACAUCCUCCCUUUCUUAAGAAGAGUUUGACCUCAAACUCGGAAUUUUUUCAGGAUCAAAAUAUGGACUGAGAUCUUUCACGUUAAAUGUAGCCGAGACUCCAUAACCUCCCAGAAGGUUGUUUUGUUCGGGGUCCUGUUGCCAUACAAAAUAAAGAACCAUCAAAUAAACAUCAUUGUGAUCACACUUUAUCAAAGUAGACCACGUCCAGGCUCUUGCAUAAUCGACUUCCAGCUUCUAGUACCAUGCAUCAUUCCAACAAUAGUACGGUAGGCAAAACAAGGGCAUGAAGGGAGAAUAUAUUGGGGGUACCAGCAUAGCCAAGAUAACCCAAGCUCUUCCAAAUACCCCAGCCGAAAGGGUCAAGACGAGCAUUAGGUAGCGUGCCAGCCGGACCAAAAAGGCAAAAUACAACAUAAUAACCAACCCCAAUCGGAUUGGUGUUACCUCCACCAUGAGGCAAAACUGGGUAAAGAAUCAGCUUCACUUUCGAACAUAAAUCAGCUGCAAACAGAUCCAAAAGCAGCGGGGAAUACAAGCCAAUACGCUGCCCAGGGACACCAUAAAACUUCCAAACUGUUUCAGGUACACCAUAAGCGAACCCACCCACAACAGGACUGCCCAAACAGCCCUCAAACAAAUGGCAGUAGCAUUUUCCACUGUCAACUUCCACAGCGAGGAAGUGACGUUAUCCAGCCCAUGGUUCCAGCAUCCUCUCCGGCAAUAGGACUUCUAGGACCAGCAACAAGACAUGCCAAGCCCUGUCCCCAAUCCUUAGUCACGCAGGACAAAAACAGCAAGUAUUACUAUCCAUUCCAGCGAGUCAAAGUCCUUGUUGUUAGAGGUAUAUAAACCAGUAGUCAGUCUGGUUUUAAGCCAUAUACCAACUGCCGUCAAGUGUUAGUAAGAACCAAUCCAUAGCUUGCCUUCAGUUCAGCAAACUCAUCACCAAAAGUAGUGCAGUUUCUGCAUUUCAGUAAGGUCAAAGGCAGCCCCAACCUAGCUGGUCAGAGGUUGAGUUCAGCCACUCUAGAAGGUUUCCAAAGAUUGGCAUGUUGAAACCAGUCCAAAGCUUAAAUUGCAGUUCCAGCCCCACUAUUUGACACAAUUCAUAGAUUCAAAAUCCUCCACGAAGCAUGAACCAGAGCUCCAGGUUUACGCAAUUAACACUUCAAACACAAGCAGUCAAGAAUCAUGUGCUCUGGGCAGAUUUGGGCAUUUCCCAGCCCCAACAGCCUACUCAUACAGUUCUUCCAUGGCUUCAGGUCCUCCUCGACAAAAAACACCCACAAAAAACCAACACAAGACUCUCAUGGUUCCAAAGUCAGGACCAUGGUUCAAUCCAAAAAAGGAGCAAGAACAGAACGGAAUAUCAACCACAAAAACAAAUUCACAACGGCAAAAACAUCCACAAGAAUCAAUUGACCAAGACGAAACAAGAACCAGUGAAUGCCAGCUCCAAUGUCACGCAGUGAACAGUGAUUUCGCAACCUCAAAAAUCCUCAAAUCAUAUGGAAAUUCAAAUGUUUGUGGAAUCCACCUUCAUACCUUGCGUGAGAAUGUCAAAAGACUAAGAAUCUCAAAAAUCUAGCCAUCAUGGGUGUCUUGGCCGAAGUGAAUCACAAAAUCAAAAACGCAGAUGAAUAGUGAAAGUAGCGACGUUGACCUCCAAUUCGUCGGAUUCCAUCUUCAAAAAUCAGCGAUUAGACUCUGAUAUAGAUUCACUUGCUGAAGGCGAAUUCAGAGCUCCAAAAAUCACAAGAAUCGAGCCAAAAUCAAGGUGGAGAUCAGAAGUCAACUUCGCCAAAUCUGAUUUGCUUGCUGACCGAUUCUCGUGGAACCGUGCGCCAAAUCCUGUUCGUCUAUUGCAUCAAAUCCGAAAGGAAGGGAUAACAAAAAGAAAUUGUGGGUUUUCCUCUCAUCUUUGCUAUCAUUUCUGGGAUUAAAUCUUUAUCUCAUUUGAGCUGAUUUAGGAUUCUUGUGAUUCUUUAUUUGAUAGAUCCCAUCUUUAUGGUUGUAAAGAAGAAGGAACCCAAUUACAAUUUCCAAAGAAGUGAAAAGAGAAAUUAGGAAGAGUGAGAAUGAAAUUUAGAGGAGGGA
This is a messenger RNA of Cuscuta campestris, 2140 nucleotides long. The record is from the annotation of a GenBank genome assembly. NCBI's taxonomy places the organism in Eukaryota, Viridiplantae, Streptophyta, Magnoliopsida, Solanales, Convolvulaceae.